GGAGGCGGCAGCGGCGGCGGGGAGGGCGACAGAAGCGACCGUGUGUUUUCACUUUGUAGUUCCCUCUCUAACAACGUGCGCUCACGAGACCGUCGGAACUAGCUAACACCGUCUCCGUCUGAACAGACACCUGUGUGACUAUUUCUCUUCGAGCAGAGAGGAGAGGAUGAAGGGGAGGGGUCCUGACAGUUUGUGGAGUUUGUAGCAACAGAAGAAACAGCAGCACUGGCAGCCUCUGCAGCUCCUGUUUGACACCCCUGUCUACAGCAGAGCUCACCAUGAGUUAGAGAGCACAGGAGACUGUCGCCACAGCUGUCUUCUUCACCAUCUGGAGCACCGUGUCUGACCUCGACAGCAGCAUCACUUGCCCUGCUUCAUGAGCCAGCAGGAUGCGGCUGAGGUCCUCGCACUCUCCGAGCGCCUCCUUAUAGCUUCUCACAAGGGGCAAGCCGACAAUGUGGUCCAGCUCAUCAACAAGGGCGCAAAAGUAGCUGUCACCAAGUAUGGCAGAAGCCCCCUGCACUUGGCUGCUUACAAAGGCCAUAUUGAGGUCGUGCGUAUCCUGCUCAAAGCUGGCUGUGACCUGGACAUCCAAGACGAUGGAGAGCAGACGGCGUUACAGCGGGCUGCCGUGGUGGGAAACAGCGAUGUCAUCAAUGCUCUCAUCCAGGAAGGGUGUGCACUGGACAGACAGGACAAGGAUGGCAACACAGCUCUCCAUGAGGUGUCCUGGCACGGCUUCAGCCAGUCUGUCAAACUGUUGGUGAAGGCUGGAGCCAAUGCUCACGCUAAAAACAAGGCAGGAAACACAGCUCUCCACCUUGCGUGUCAGAACGGUCACGCUCAAAGCUCCAAGAUUCUGCUCCUGGGAGGCUCCAGGCCUGACAGUAAGAACCAUGCGGGGGAUACGUGCCUGCAUGUGGCAGCACGCUACAACCACGUGGCUGUGAUCCGCAUCCUGCUGGGAGCCUUUUGCUCUGUGUCAGAGAAGAACCUGGCUGGGGACACACCGCUACACGUGGCUGCUGCUCUGAAUCAUAAGAAGACAGUACGUCUGUUGCUGGAGGCAGGGGCAGACAGCCACAUCUGCAACAAUGCAGGUCAAACAGCUUUGGACCAGGCCAGAGAGCACAACAACCCAGAUGUGGCUCUUCUACUGACCAAAGCUCCCCAGGUGCAGAGUUUUGUGCGGGGCAGGAGUGUGAGGAAGAGGAGAGACAAGCUCAAGGCAGAGGGCAGAGCUCAGUCUGUUCCCAGAGAUGAGAUGCUGCUCUGUAAGGACAGUGCUUCUGCUGCAGAUGACACCCAGAGCAGUGACCGAGCUGCCUGCAGACACGCUGAGGUGACCGAGUCAAACACCAGGAGGGGAAAGAACAGGAAGCAGAAGGACAAACCGUCUUUGUCUGACCCUCUCCGCCGCAAAGAGACCAGGCACAGCGAAGGCUUUCACAAGAAGAAGUGCAAACUGCGAGGAGCUCCCCUUCAUGCAUCUGUCCCUCCACAUAACUAUAAAGCCUAUCAGCUGUACACUCUGUACCGCGGCAAGGAUGGCAAGAUCAUGCAGGCUCCUCUAAACGGCUGCCGCUGUGAACCUCUCAUCAGUAAACUGGAGAACCAGCUGGAGGCCACAAAGGAGGAGAUGAAGACUGAAAUCCACACCGUCCAAGAUCUGAUGAACAGCAAGAUGGGCCAACUGGACCGCAAGAACAAACAUCAGAUGCGAGCUCUGGAUAAGAUGACAGUGGAGAGAGUGUCCGCAGAAAGGAGCGAGUGUCUGCAGAGGAUCGAGCAGCGGGCUCUGCAGGAGAGGCUGGAAGCAGAGAAGAGACAGCAGGCGUCCCUGGUCAGUGAGCUGAAGAGCUGGUGUAUGUCCAAACUGCAGAACAUAGAUCUUCGCUUCACAGGAGAGCCCGGCAGCACCAAGCUGCAGCGCUCCUCCUCUGCUGCAGAGGGCCUGAAUGAAGCCGAUGGAGCCGGCCUCACUGUGCUGCCCUCUGGCCAGGAAGGCAGCUCCCAGUGCCUGGAUCUCCACAACAGCCCUGCCCUCCUGGACUCCAGUCGGGGCGAGGCCAGUGUGGCAGAGGGCAGCUCAGCAAACCACUACUUUGUGGUUCAUGUGGAGAGCUCUCCAGAUGGUGAUAAAGCUCAUAAUGCUGAAGUCACCUCUCCUGCAGCAGCCAAAAGCCCGCUGUCAUCUGUCCAGGUGGUUCGGCCGAAGGAGCGUCCUGUGAUGUGUGCUGACACCCAAAGGAAGAACCAGGAGCCGCAGGAGGUGGACAUAGCAGAGCACAGGGCAAAGGGGGAAAGGAAUUACAGAGCCAGCAGCCUGUCUCCGGCCACAGAGCGCCGCUGCAGCAGCAGGACUGAAGCCGGGCUCAGAGACAGGGAGCGAGGGCGGGACAGAGGGAAGCACCACAAGAAGCAUUCCCAGGGCAGGACUAAGUCCAGAGGGGCCACAGGGGUCCGGACUCUGGAGGUCUUUGGAGAGCAGCCCAGCGAACCCUCCUUUGCUCAGGAGAGGGACAACAUGCACGCUCUGGAGGUGACGCAGUACUUCUUUGAGGCGGUGUCCACGCAGAUGGAGCGCUGGUACGAGAGGAAAGUGCAGGAGGCUCGCUGGCAGGCCGAUCAGAGGGCUCAGGCCGACAGAGCCGCUCUGAUCGAGAGGAUCGCUUACCUGGAGGAUGAACUGCGCAUGCUGAGGACUACCAGACGUGAUGACUGCUAACACACACCUCAUCUGUCACUACCAGAGGGUUUACCUUUCAACAGCCUCAGCAUGAUCUGGAUUUAUGAUCCAUAAAUGACAAACAGACAUUGUGUUCCUGGACACCACAGCCAUACUGAGGAGAUAACUGAAUUCAUUAUGUCAUUAAGCUGUGGGGCCUGGAGCCACUCAAUCAUAUAAUGGAAUACUAAAAACGCUCCACAUUCCUGUGCUGUUGGUUGUCACGGUAACAUUGUACUGAUCUGUUGAGAGCUGUUCAUACACUUCUGUAGAAAUAAGGGCAGCUGUUGUGCACUGUGUUGUAAAUAAAGCAGUAGAUAUAAAGCUAGGUGUUAAAACACUGAUCUAAUGUGCCGUUUAUGGGAUAGAUUAACUACAUCACAUUAACAAUCAACAACCCUGUGCAGUGUGUUCACACAUUGUAAGCCCAACCAUUCUCUAGAUAUUGAUUUGUGUACCACCAUGAGCAUUCUGUCAUUAACAGCAAGUUUAGCUGAUCUGCAUCUUGGAUCAUAGUGAAGUUGUGUGGAUGGAGAGAAUUACAGUACAAUAAGCUUUUUGUUGGUAUCUGCAUGCUGAGAUCAGCCCCGUUAGAGGAGCAACCUUCUGCUUACCUAUGAGAAUGUAGCUAAACUCACACUGUAUAUAAACCCUGAAGGUUUUUUUUUUAAAUCAAUAUCAGUAGCUGAAGCAUUUUCUUUAUUUUCUGAGCCCACUAGAUGGCUCUUUAUGUUCAACAAAAGGUUGAAAGCACACUGAAUUGCUAUUCUUUGAGCCUCUCUCUUUAAACCAGGAGGCUUUGCUGCUUAACAGACCAAACCACUGAUCAGUAAUAACAGUAAUCAUUAGUUGCAGCCCUGAUCAACACCAAACAAACCAUGUCAUGACCCCGAACAGCUGACUACAUAUAAUCAUGUCUUCCAGUAAGCUAAUGCACUGCCAAUAAAGUAAAGAACAGUCCUGGUGAAUUGUGUCAAGUUGCAUGAAGAAAGCUCAGAGUUGUGUUACAGUAUUACUGCCUGCUGUAUGUUUGAUGUAGUGACUGUGUGCUCAUACACGUUGGUUAGUUUUAUGGAUAACUCUGUGGAUAUGAAUAAUGCACUCUGUGUGAUGAUGACAGAAAACAUAUUUUGUAUUAAAAAAAAAAUGAUCAUCUUGAA
Messenger RNA from Epinephelus lanceolatus (giant grouper), 3888 nucleotides. It is a transcript of the gene ankrd6b, whose product is annotated as ankyrin repeat domain 6b. The record is from RefSeq and is a predicted model, not a curated record. Gene Ontology annotation, molecular function: protein binding. Lineage: Eukaryota; Metazoa; Chordata; Actinopteri; Perciformes; Serranidae.